AUGGGCGACUGGCACCUCCAAUCCAUCCAAGACGCGGCCCCCUGGGCCCAGGAGCGGCUGCUGCUCGGCCCCUUUGGCCCGGAGGCCCUGACGGCGCGCCACGGACUGGACGAGCGGCAGUGCCUCGCGCUGUACGGACUGCUGCAGCGCCACACGGCCGGCUUCCAGUCCGAGGCGGCCGCGCUGGUCGCGGGCGCGGCGCACCGGGAGCAGCUGCUGGCGGGGCUGUGGCGGACGUUUGCGCAGCUCUGGGACGACAGCGUGCAGGCUGCAUUCAGCGGGGAGGUGGCGUCCGCCAUGGCUGAGCUGCAGGGCACCCACGAGGCGCUGCUGGCGGCGCAGGACCGGCUGGAGGACGUCCUGGCUGAGAACAGGUGA
Monoraphidium neglectum is the source of this 378-nucleotide messenger RNA. RefSeq lists its product as hypothetical. The coding region runs from base 1 to 378 and encodes 125 amino acids. The record is from RefSeq and is a predicted model, not a curated record. The transcript has 2 exons. Lineage: Eukaryota; Viridiplantae; Chlorophyta; Chlorophyceae; Sphaeropleales; Selenastraceae.